AUGGAGCCGGCCCAUCACCAACACCAGCAAUCUGGCGACCCAAGUACACGGAAGUCGGCCUCUGUAACCCCCCAAACUUUGACCUCGACCCAGCUGCACGCGCUCUUGGACAUCCUCACCCAUCACGAGACAUAUGCAGAGGUCGAAAGCUUCAAGCACCCUGCCACCAUUUCAGGGUAUGGAUAUCCCUUUGCCCAACGCACUAAGAAUGACAGUACUAGCGCACCGACAUAUGCCACCGACUCGUCGUCACCUUUACUAGCCGGAGUGCUCCGGACCAUCGUUUUGUCAUUUCCGGGAAUUCGGGAUCUGCCACCAGAGUUUUGGCACCAAAAGUUUCAAGGCAUCUUGGAAAAGCUUGCAGAGGCGAAUCUUUCCGAGAGCUACGACAAGGGGUCGCUGGGUGCUAGGAAGACUUUGGCCACUGCUGCGUCGUCGAUUCACGAAGUGGUUUCCCGGGGGAUACUCGGAGGUCUUGAACAAGGAGAGAAGAGAAAUCUCAAGGGCAACUAUGACCGAUCACAAGCGGAGGAUCUUGAGCGGGCAUGGGAGGAUGCUGUGCAUGAGUUGCUGUAUGGGAAUCUGAUUGAUGAACUGUUCCGCUGCGCUGCUGAGCAGAAGAGUCUGGAGGAACACUCGUCUGGUGUUCAAGCUGCAUUGCUACCUUAUUCCAUGGUUAAGCAGACUCUGCGCAUAGGAAAUGCCGCCACCAUGAUUCACGGCAUGAUGCGACUUUUGCUGGCCAAAGUGGGCGUCGGUGCACUUUCCAACUGGGUUGGACUCACCCAAGAUGCGGAUGAUGGCAUGAAUCUGUUACAAAAGAUCAUCUCGAUGGUUCUCUCUUGGGAUAACACCGAGUCAAGAAAAACCAUUGACAAGAUUGAAAAGACCAGAGGUCAACUUGCCUCGUCUAAGUGCCAACUUGAUGCGAUCAAAGUUCAUGUUGGCAGCCCAAGGGAGGAGCAUGACGAGGCCCGCAAUCACAGCAUACGCACCCCAGAAACAAUGGUGGUGACUAUUCUAAGGAGGUCCAAUCCCAGUUUGCUGAAGAACCUCACAGAAGAACAACACGCCCAGUAUCUUGAAUACUUCUCGACGUUGCUCAUGAUCAGAGACCGCGAGGAAAUUCCAAACGUACUCUGCCGUCAGCAACCAGAUCUUUUGACCAAAGCAGUCAAGGAUCUUGUGGCUGCGUUUGAGCCGUUUAUUCGCGUCCUGCAUGAACAUGUUGAUCUGCGGGAGCAUGUAGCGGCUGUUGAGGGAUUCAUUGGCGAUUUUAUCAACAUCGGCAAGGUGAAACCAAAGAACGGGAACGGCUUCCUCGGCAGCUGGACCAGUGGUUCCCCCAAAAACGAUGCUGAGGCCCGGACGCCAUCAGUGGAGGAUUAUGUCAUUCUUCUACGAAGAAACAGGCAGUUGUUGUACAAUUUCCUGCAUCAAGUGGCCAGCCAGUGCCCCUAUCUCACCAACGACUUUCGAGUAUGGUGUAACAGCACUAUCAAAGUGUUUCAGCAGCACCAGCGACCGCCAUCAGAACAUGAGAAAUCAACAAAGUCACCAGACUCGUCAAAAUCAAGGAAACGUCCUGGAGGUGCAGGCGCAGUGAGUAGUAACCUCCAGCACCUCUUUAGCUCCCUGCCUUCUUGGACAAGAGAACGCAUCCUUCCCAGCAUCAACGCGCAUGCGUCAUAUCUCUCUUCUUUGGAGGAUCUUUCGAGAAAACGGAUGCAGACAAUCUUGGAUAAUUUACCACCGGACACCCCACCUUCUUCUCCGCGACCGGCUUCUUCCUUGAGCAACAGUGGGUGGCCAACGCCGCUGUCUUGGGGGUGGUCAGGCGGCGGUGGUGAUUCCCGGAAACCAAGCCCGCCACCCACAACAACAACAACAACAACAACAACAACAACAACAACAACAACAACAGGGAACACAAUGCCGUUGAAACAGUCUUAUGCCGGACCGGGGAUGUUUCUCUCGAGAUGGCAGCAAUUGUUAGAUGAUACGGUUAUUGGACCCGCGACGUUGGAUGGGAAGUUGAGGAGUGGGAGGGAUGUCAAAGGGCAGUUGGCGAUGGGGAAAACAGGGGUGAUGAAAGAGGGAGGGCUGGAUCCAGCGAAGUUGGUGAGGAUGGCGGAGGAGGAGGCGCCGAGGGCUCCGGAUGUCAAGGUGGUGGUUGAGGCUUUGGGUGGGGAGUUUAAAGGGUUGGUGGGGGAUAUUUUGAAGGAGGAUGGGAGGUUUGCGGUUGGGGUUGAUAGGGUUGUGGAGAGACGUGAUUGUGGGAGGGCGAGGCAUAGGGAUAGAGUAGAGGUUUAG
Podospora anserina S mat+ is the source of this 2313-nucleotide messenger RNA. RefSeq lists its product as uncharacterized. Gene Ontology annotation, molecular function: phosphatidylinositol binding. Lineage: Eukaryota; Fungi; Ascomycota; Sordariomycetes; Sordariales; Podosporaceae. The record is from RefSeq and is a predicted model, not a curated record. The coding region runs from base 1 to 2313 and encodes 770 amino acids. The transcript has 3 exons.